Messenger RNA from Bolinopsis microptera, 1405 nucleotides. RefSeq lists its product as uncharacterized. Gene Ontology annotation, cellular component: extracellular matrix. Gene Ontology annotation, molecular function: metalloendopeptidase activity; zinc ion binding. The transcript has 9 exons. Lineage: Eukaryota; Metazoa; Ctenophora; Tentaculata; Lobata; Bolinopsidae. The coding region runs from base 108 to 1376 and encodes 422 amino acids. Gene Ontology annotation, biological process: extracellular matrix organization; collagen catabolic process; proteolysis. The record is from RefSeq and is a predicted model, not a curated record.
CGACUAAAUUUUCCCUGAUUAUUAACUAAACCCUGAUUAUUAAUCGCUAUUUACUGAUUUUGUUAGGUGUUUAAAAUAGCAGAUCAACCGUGCGUACAGACGAGAGAAUGAAACCAAUUUUGUGUUUGCUCACCAUCAUGUCCUGUGGAAUGCCAGUUAGAAGUACAAGCGCCCAUUCUAAAGUGAAACAUGUUGGUGCUCAUAGUAAAAGUAGCACUAAACCGCUACUUUUCAAGAAAAAUGAUGAAUGUUUUGUGAAGGGCGUGAUGCCGGAAAAAGUACUAACGGCUCAUGAGAUAGAAGAGGAAAUAGGAGCUUUGAACAAGCAAAGAAACUGGAAUGGACGGAAAGUGUUUUACAAGAUUGACAACUUUCCGAGAUGCACUGAGAUAAGUCAAACCACUAUCAAGAAGCUAAUUGAUGAAGCAGCUCAAACUUGGAAUAAAGUCCCGAAUGCCAAUAUUUUGCUUGUAAACGUUGAUGAUUUGGAGAAAACAAACGAAGUGGAUUACAACAUGAACACCGAAGAAGAAUUCAGCAAUGAAAUCAAAGAUGUAAUGGACGAACUCGUUCAAGUCAGAGAACUGGAUAAUGAUGGUAUCGACAUAAUGGUUAGCUUUGAACCGUGCAGCCACUUCAAGCACCGUGGCAAGACUCCUAAUCCUAUUGAGGAGGAUUUCGGGGAGGAAUGUGAUGCUGUCUACGCUCACGCUCAUUUUUUUGGUAAUGUUCAUUUCAACGAGUUGAUGACGUGGGCGGAGAGGAGCUACCAAGAUGAAGAAUUGAAGGAGGGAGAUGUUUUGAAACCUAAUCUGUAUUCUAUUGCCUUGCACGAGUUCGGCCAUUCCUUGGGAUUGAGUCACACGAACAAAAAAGAGGAUGCGAUGUUUUGGGAUUUUAGUGGGAGAAGGAUGCACGACCGUCUGGAAUUAGGAAGUGAUGAUAUCAGUAAACUGCAGAAUCUUUAUAAGCCUGGCAUGAAGAAUUGUAAAGAUAAUCACGCAAUUUGUAAAAGAAAUCCAGAAAAGUACUGCCAACUCGACGAAUUUAAACCACACUGUUUAAAAACUUGUGGCCAUUGUGAUCCUUGUGAAGAUGACAUUCAAGACGGGUACAUUAAGUGUGAUGAGAACAUUUGCAAAGACUUGAAGGAUCCAAUGAGACCAUUCUGCUGGAAGACUUGCAAACUUUGUGAACUAGAACCUGUUGAUGUGUCGGACUGUGAAGACGGAACCACGUUCGAUUGCACAAGUUUGGAUAGAAUCAAGAAGAAAUAUAAGAAGAAGAGGAAAUGCAGAAGGAAGGAUUGGAGAAAGGCAUGUCCACGGACCUGCGGAGUGUGCAGUGAGAACAACUCUACAGAAAAUGUAUUUUAGAUUGGUUACUCAACAAAUUACUUAUGACG